ACUAAGUCUUCCGGUUUAUAAAACCACAACACAUGAACACAAGACUACGCAUGUAUCACUCUUCAUCAUUUGUACAUGACACUAUAGCUACAGAAGCUGACUAGUGUGGAGACAAAUAAGAUUUUGAAUGACCGCUGUUGUAAACAUGAGAGGCCAGUUGAACCAAGUCUACACAUCUCAUCAUGGACAGGGGUAAUCGCCAUUUUUCCAAGCUGCUUUUUAUCAGAACAUGGAUAAAAGUGAGUCCUGCCAUGGCAAAAUGCCUCCUGGUUGGACCAGAGACGUCAGGCAGCGACAAACAGGCAAGACCGCAGGCAAACUAGAUGUCUAUGUCAUGAGCCCACAAGGCCAGAGGUUUCGAUCAAGAGCUUCCCUGAAAGCAUUCCUUAUGAAAAAUGGUGAAGACAUCGACAUCAAUCUCUUUGAUUUCACAUCAACCAAAAAAGAUGUCACCUCUUUGCAAAAACAGAGAAAAAAGAAAACGCGCACAAGAGGUGGACAGAAGGACACAAGACAAACAUUGGAUCUUGUCGAUGGUGACAUUGUGAAGGAGGAUCCUAAAAAAGCAAUGUGGGAGUGCAAUGACUCAGGUGACAGGAGUCUGCACACCAGCUGGAGGCAAGCAGAACCUACACCAGUGUAUGAUGAUGAUGUCACGCUGCAGAAGAGCCCUUUGAGGGCGAAGCUUCUCAGACUGGAUGCUCUUGGAGCUUCACAAGAAAAUGAGACAGUUUUACCAUCUCUGAAUGUUGAACCUCCCACUGAGGAUGAAGAUGAAGUGCGGAUUGACACAGCAGAUAACGCACCCAAGCCUGGACUGGAGGCUGACAAACAUCAAGAGAUGCAAAAGAAAUAUGUGUCCCUGCAAAAGUCCAAGAAAAAGGUCAAAAGUUCAGAAGACAAACGCAAAACAAGCCCUUAUUUCAGCAGGAAUCGUUUUGCAGACGAUGUCAGUCCUCCUCGCAGAAAGGCCUUCAAGAAGUGGACACCUCCUCGUUCUCCUUUUAACCUCGUACAAGAAACCCUCUUCCAUGACCCGUGGAAGCUCCUGGUGGCCACCAUUUUUCUGAACAAGACAAGUGGUAAGAUGGCCAUUCCAGUCCUCUGGCGAUUCUUUGACCUUUACCCGUCUGCAGAGGUGGCCCGCCAGGCCGAUUGGAAACCCUUAUCUGAACUCAUCAAGCCACUUGGCCUGUUUGAGAUCCGGGCCAAAAUAAUAAUCAGGUUCUCAGAUGAAUAUCUAAGCAAACAAUGGCGAUAUCCCAUCGAGUUGCACGGCAUUGGGAAAUACGGCAAUGACUCUUACAGAAUCUUCUGUGUAGACGAAUGGAGACAGGUGACACCUACAGAUCACAAAUUGAACAAAUACCAUGCCUGGCUUUGGGAGAACCAUGAGACUCUUGGAAUUUGAAGAGCGGUAUCCAGAGGCAGACCUUCACUGUUUAUCAUGAAUACAUCAGCCUUACUUUAGCAUUAUGUAAUACUUUUAAGAUGUCAUUUAAUACAUUUAUAUCGUUAAUAUUUCCCAAAUGGUUCAACUUAUGCAGAUUUAUUCAUUUGUGAAACACAUUUUCUUGAUUUUACAGCAGAAAGCAGGUAUUUGAUGGCAUGUGAGGGGCGGUCUAAAAUGUACUGUAUAUUAUUGACCUUCCAAUAUAUUGAAACACCCUGAUAACAGUUAUACCUAGAAGGGUCUAAUUGUUUUACAAUAUAGUCAGAAAAUACAGUAGAGCAGGGGUCCCCAAACUUUUUGACUCGUGGGCCGCAUUGGGUUAAAAGAAUUUGGCCUAUAGGGGCCGGGCUGUAUAUAUAUAUAUAUAUAUAUAUAUAUAUAUAUAUAUAUAUAU
Nerophis lumbriciformis (worm pipefish) is the source of this 1847-nucleotide messenger RNA. RefSeq names its product methyl-CpG binding domain protein 4 (gene mbd4). Gene Ontology annotation, molecular function: pyrimidine-specific mismatch base pair DNA N-glycosylase activity; DNA binding. Lineage: Eukaryota; Metazoa; Chordata; Actinopteri; Syngnathiformes; Syngnathidae. Gene Ontology annotation, cellular component: nucleus. Gene Ontology annotation, biological process: DNA repair. The record is from RefSeq and is a predicted model, not a curated record.